CUCCCGUCCAAGUGAAAUUAGAAAUGCACAGUUGAGAGGAAGAAUUCUUGCUGCCACUGCAAGUUGGAUUUCAGCUGCAUCAUGAAACCUUGGAUUCUUCUACUCCUAGCUGGUCUCCUCGUCCUUUCUACUCAACUGACAACAGCAAAGACCACAAAACAACUUUGUCCCCCAAAAGUCAAGCCGGGCGAGUGUCCCUUGGUGAAAGUCCCUCCUGACUAUCACUGUGACCAGAAGUGUGUCUGGGACUCCGACUGCGAAGGGGACAAGAAAUGCUGCCCAGCUGGAUGGGCCAGGGAGUGCUUCCCCCCAGGCCCACUCUGAGCCCCAAGACCUGAUGGAGGAACCCAGCAGGAAGCAACCCUUCCCCCCCUCACCAGCCGUGGAUCCUCACAUCCAGCCCAGCCAGAGAAGGGCUCCCUGUUGCUUCAUUCGUUCCUCUUUGGCCUCCCUGCUCCUGACUACCUUCCCGCCAGCUGCUUCAGGCUGGACAAAGCCCUUUCUCCAGAAAUGAGGCUCCCUCAAAUAAAA
Messenger RNA from Protobothrops mucrosquamatus (brown spotted pit viper), 531 nucleotides. RefSeq names its product waprin-Phi3. The record is from RefSeq and is a predicted model, not a curated record. The transcript is spliced from 3 exons. Lineage: Eukaryota; Metazoa; Chordata; Lepidosauria; Squamata; Viperidae. Gene Ontology annotation, cellular component: extracellular region. Bases 82 to 324 code for a protein of 80 amino acids. Gene Ontology annotation, molecular function: peptidase inhibitor activity.